AUGGUAGCUGAUUCAACCUAUAUGCCAACAUCUGAAAAAUCUUAUCCAUUUUCAAUGGCAGAUAGAUCAGCAUUAAAUAAAGAAGAAAUACUUAUUAAAAAUGAUAAAUUAACAAGUCAAGAACAAUGGCAUAAUGUUCGUCUUUGGUUUUAUAAUCCAAGAAAUCGUGAAGUAUGUGGAAGAGAUGGCUUAGGAUGGGCAAAAAUUGCUUUUUCCUAUUUUGUAUUAUUCAUGUCUAUGGCUGGUAUAUUUGCAUCAUUUUCCGGUAUUUUUAUGGCUAUUGUUGAUAAACGUAUACCACCAUAUAGAGGAAAUUCAAGUGUUUUUGCAUUUGAUACAUUACGACCAAAUCCUGGUCUUGGUUUUCGUCCUCAAAUAAGUAUUGAAAAAACUUUAAUAACAUAUCGUUCAUCACAUCGUGAUUCAUGGGGAAAUCAUGAAGGUUGGGGUGUUUAUAAAGAACAAUUAGAUCAAUAUUUAGCUUAUUAUACUGAAGCUGAUGUUCGAUAUCAACAAGUGAUUGAUUGUAAAGGACUUUCAAUUGAAAAACUUCGUCCACAAUUUUAUCAAGGAAAAUCAUGUCUUUUUGAUAUAAAUGUGUUUAACAAGACUUUAUGGACAAGUGAAUUUUCUGAUUAUAUAUUAGUUGAAUGUAAUGGAAAAAAUGAUAUUGAUCGAGAUUUUAUCUAUGAAAUUGAAUAUUUUUCCCAAAUGAAUACAAAAACAAUAGGUGGAUUUCAUCAGAAUUUCUUUCCAUAUGUUAAUCAAGAUGGUUAUCGAAGUCCAUUAGUUUUUGUUUAUUUUAAAAGAAUUGAAACAAAUGUUUUAAUUAAUGUUGAAUGUCGUGCUUAUGCACAAAACAUUGAUCAUAAUGAUAGUCUAGAAUAUAAAACUGGAAGUGUUCAUUUUGAACUGAUUGUUGAAUGA
Messenger RNA from Rotaria sp. Silwood1, 927 nucleotides. Lineage: Eukaryota; Metazoa; Rotifera; Eurotatoria; Philodinida; Philodinidae. The record is from the annotation of a GenBank genome assembly.